CGCCGGCCUGGCCAUGGAGGAGCGCUGGCACCGGGGGCUGGCGGCGCUGCUGCUGGGGCUGCUGCUCUUCGGCGGGCUGGUGCUGCAGUACGGGUGUCCGGGCAGCCGGUGCCGGCUGGGGCGGGGGGGGGGGCCGGGGCGGGGGCGGGCGGCGGGGGACCCUUACCGGGCGGAGGACGGGAGCCCCGCGCGCUUCGUGCCGCGGCUGAACUUCUCGGCGGCGGAGCUGCUGCGCCGCGUGGACUUCCGCAUCGCGGGCGACGACCUGAUGGUCUUCCUGCACAUCCAGAAGACGGGCGGCACCACCUUCGGGCGGCACCUGGUGCGCAACAUCCAGCUGGCCCAGCCCUGCCAGUGCCGCGCCGGCCAGAAGAAGUGCACCUGCCUGCGGCGCAAGCGCGAGACCUGGCUCUUCUCGCGCUUCUCCACCGGCUGGAGCUGCGGCCUCCACGCCGACUGGACCGAGCUCACCAACUGCGUGCCGGCCCUGCUGGACAGCAAGCGCGACGCCCGGCUCCGGCCCAGCCGGAAUUACUACUACAUCACCAUCCUGAGGGACCCGGUUUCCCGCUACCUGAGCGAAUGGAGGCAUGUCCAAAGAGGAGCCACCUGGAAGGCCUCCUUGCAUGUCUGCGAUGGGCGGUCGCCCACUUCCGAGGAACUUCCGAGCUGCUACUCGGGGGACGACUGGUCAGGCUGCUCUCUGCAGGAGUUCAUGGAUUGUCCCUACAACCUGGCCAACAACCGUCAAGUCCGCAUGCUGGCUGACCUGAGCCUGGUGGGCUGCUACAACCUGUCCGUCAUGCCGGAAGAGCAACGGAACAAGGUCCUCCUGGACAGCGCCAAGGAGAACCUCAAGCGCAUGGCCUUCUUCGGCCUGACGGAAUUCCAGCGGAAGGCCCAGUACCUCUUCGAGAAGACCUUCAACAUGAACUUCAUCUCGCCCUUCACCCAGUACAACAGCACCAGGGCCUCUAGCGUGGACAUUGAAGGGGCCACCCAGCAGCGGAUCGAGGCUCUCAAUUUUUUAGACAUGGACCUCUACGAUUAUGCAAAAGACCUUUUCCUCCAGCGGUACCAGUUCACGAGGCAGAAGGAGCACCAGGAAGCCCGACGGAAACGGCAGGAGCAGCGGAAGGCCUCGCGGGCCAAGCUGGGCCACAGCAGAGAGCAGGAGGGCCGAAAUGCGACCGCAGAUUACAUUGGGAACGUGGAACAGUGGCGAUAAGGAGGAGGGUGCAGCGAGAAAAGGCACAGAGCUAGGCGCUUCUCCGGGAGAGGUGGGGAAGAGGGGUGGCGGCCUUUUGCAUUCAGUGUUGUGCUGUAGAUGGGUGAACCUUUUAAUCUGUGUUGUCUCGGAUCUGUCCCUGUCAAGAAAGACAGAAAGCUUUGGCCCCUUGGGCUGCCGUCAUUCUCGUUCACCAUGACGACUUGGCAGAUCCCAAGUGGGAACAGCGAAGGCUGAGCUACAAAGACUACGAUGGGGGGAAGGAGGAGGAGAGGGUUUCCUGAGAUGGGGGCAUCACAGGGGAGCCAUUUCUGCAUUUUAUAAGGUGGCCUGAGAUUCUGGUACUUUUUUUAUAGGUCUCGGAGAUCAGAAAACACCUGGGAAGGGCGUAUUAAAUUGGGCAGUGUGUA
Messenger RNA from Pantherophis guttatus, 1638 nucleotides. It is a transcript of the gene HS6ST2, whose product is annotated as heparan sulfate 6-O-sulfotransferase 2. The record is from RefSeq and is a predicted model, not a curated record. Gene Ontology annotation, cellular component: membrane. Gene Ontology annotation, molecular function: heparan sulfate 6-sulfotransferase activity. NCBI's taxonomy places the organism in Eukaryota, Metazoa, Chordata, Lepidosauria, Squamata, Colubridae.